Messenger RNA from Monascus purpureus, 1645 nucleotides. NCBI's taxonomy places the organism in Eukaryota, Fungi, Ascomycota, Eurotiomycetes, Eurotiales, Aspergillaceae. The record is from the annotation of a GenBank genome assembly.
UUUUAAAUUAGACUAUACAACAUUCGUCCUCAAUCAUGGCUCUGGAUCUGAAUAAUAUUUCUACUGCAGCCUCAUCUCAGACCUCGCAGAAGCAGGUCCGAGUGCAGUUAACCACCAAGAAUGAAGACAUUGCAUUGCCCGAAAAUGCGGGCCCAAUUCUCGUUCCCACAGGCUUGCGAAGAUAUGCACUGUCAACAUUGGUGAACAACCUUCUUGGGAAUGAGAAGCCUGUCCCAUUCGAAUUCCUGAUUAAUGGCACUUUCCUCCGAACUUCGAUCGACGAAUACUUAACUGCAAAUGAAAUAUCUUCGGAGACGACGCUUGAGAUUGAAUAUAUCAGGGCACUGAUUCCACCAUUACAUAUCGCCUCCUUCCAGCAUGACGACUGGGUAAGCUCGACCGAUGUACUUUCUGCAACAUCGCCAGCUGCUUCUUGGACAUCAAACCCAUCAGGCAUUUCGCAGGGCCAGGAGAGGAUUCUUUCUGGAAGCUACGAUGGCCUACUUCGAGUAUGGAAUAUGUCGUCUCAGACGAUUGCCAUUUCGCCGUCUGCCGCCGAUGGCGGGCAUACUGCUUCCAUCAAAGCCGCAAAAUUCGUUAGUCCGAAUCAAAUUGCUUCGGCUGGACUUGACCGAACAGUACGAUUAUGGAAGUACUCCGGAGACGAGGAUGGUUUCUCAGGAACCAUCUCUCCCCAGCUUGAGCUGUAUGGGCAUAAAUCAGGCAUCAACUCUCUGGCUGUAAAUGCGCCCUCGAAUCGUAUCUUGUCCGCUUCGUCGGACCACACUGUCGGGUUUUGGUCGACAAAGAAAUCAAACGCCCCUGCUGCCCUGGAGAAUUUAAUACCGUCCGGGUCCGCAAAGGGAUCGAAAAGACGGAAGCUGAAUUCUUCAGUGAGCGUCCCGCAGCGGGGACCCUUGACUCUUUUGACCUCACACACUGGACCAGUUUCUGCAGCGAUCUUUGAUGCCAAGGACUCCACAGUUGGGUAUUCGACGUCUUGGGACCAUUCCCUACGAACUUGGGAUCUUGUUACGGCUUCACUGGUGGAUACCCGCAUCACGUCCCAUUCCCUUCUUUCUCUUGAACAUCUUCCCGAACUCAACCUGCUUGCUGCUGGUACGUCUGCUCGACACCUUACUCUCAUCGAUCCUCGUGCCUCAGCAACAGCCGUCUCGGCCAUGACGCUGCGGGGACACACGAAUGCGGUUGUGGCAUUGGCUCGCGACCCUCACAGCACGUACGGCUUAAUUAGUGGUAGUCAUGAUGGUACCUGCCGAAUCUGGGAUGUUCGGUCUACGAAGACGGACAGGAAUGGAGUCGUGGGGGAGAGCACGUACUCGAUUUCGCGGAAGAGUCUGGAGGAAGAAGGGAAAGCCGACAGCAAGCGGGUUGGUGGAGAGGGCAUUAAGGUCUUCAGCGUCUGCUGGGACAAAACCAUUGGUAUUGUAAGCGCAGGUGAGGAUAAGAGGAUUCAGAUCAACCGUGGAGAGGGUGUGCUGCCGUCUACGAAAGAGUGAAAUUGCAUAUAUGGGGCUGGCGUUCUGAAUGCGGCUGAAAAGUAUAUCUCUUUUUUCUUUUGUCUCUUUACGUGUACUAUGGAGUACUGCAGAGUAUACCAAAUAAAGCGAUUUCCUGCAUAGAU